Messenger RNA from Amphimedon queenslandica, 312 nucleotides. RefSeq lists its product as uncharacterized. Gene Ontology annotation, molecular function: protein binding. The transcript has 2 exons. Lineage: Eukaryota; Metazoa; Porifera; Demospongiae; Haplosclerida; Niphatidae. The annotation marks the transcript as partial. The record is from RefSeq and is a predicted model, not a curated record. Gene Ontology annotation, biological process: signal transduction.
AUCCAGAUAUUUUACCAGAAGGUUCUGUAUUAAAUGAGUCUCAUGCUCCUGUUAUACUGACAGCUAUCAAUAAGAUAGUCAAUGAAUGGGAGACUCUGGGAAUAUUCCUUGGAAUUAAAAAUGAAGAAUUGAAGCUAAUUCAUUUUAAUUCUUUACAUCAAAUAGAUAUAUGCCGUAAAGACAUGAUAGUUCACUGGUUAAAGACUGGUACUGCUACAAGGGAAAAGCUGAUAGAAGCACUUGAGGAUGUAGAAAGAAGCGAUGUUGCUGCUGAAGUAAAGAGUCUGCCUACUCCAGAAGAAGAGAUAGAUG